AUGUGGAUCAAGAGCAGUGACAUGGACGUCAACGUGAGGACGAGGAGCAAGAUCCCGAGGUUCUUCUCAAGGCUGGAGGAGGCGACGCUGAGAGAGGAGCCGUCGGCUAACGUCACGCUGGUGCUGAACGCGCGGGUGCCGCUUGCCCGGCUGACACUGAGAGGAACGAACUUCGACGUGACGCACGAAUGGGGAGAGGACAACGUGAUAGCAAGACAUCAUGUCCAGGUGCGGGAAUGGGCGAGGAGGUACAGCAGGGACGAGGCCGUCUGCCAGAGCAUGCGACUGAUCAAGGUGUGGGCUGGGGCGCAGAGGUUGAACAGUCCGACAGAGGGAGGUCUCAACUCCCUGGGUUGGUUUGUCCUGUUCCUGUCCUCUGUCUCCGAUCUUCUCCCUCCUCAGCACGAGGAGCAUGACGAUGAGGUGGUGGGCGGAGGGAAGAGGGGGAGGGUCGCGGCCCCUGCAUGA
Guillardia theta CCMP2712 is the source of this 468-nucleotide messenger RNA. RefSeq lists its product as hypothetical. Bases 1 to 468 code for a protein of 155 amino acids. Lineage: Eukaryota; Cryptophyceae; Pyrenomonadales; Geminigeraceae. The transcript has 2 exons. The record is from RefSeq and is a predicted model, not a curated record.